AUGCCGAACGGUGAAUGGAGUCGAAAAAUGCACAACUGCGCUUACAGAAGUGCUGAAAACUCAACUCCUUGCUUGCGUCUAACUCGGAAUUCGACAUUAGUAGCGAACGUAAAAGUUCGUUGGCAAGGACUAUAUCUGCGCUGCGAACAAGAAAGCCUAUAUUUCACACGCGCUACGAACCUCCACGUGAUUAGCAGUAAGCGCUGUCCUAAUAUGGGUACAUGCAAGGGCUUGAAAUGCGCAGCAAUCAAUAGCUCCAGUUUGAUUGAGGAAUUAAACGAAGGAAACAACCACCCAGGCCGUACUGGAUGUUUAGAGUCUUGCGGAGGAAUAGGGAUGCGAUUUUCGGGCUGUUUGUUUUAUCGUAUUUUUGCCACUCCACGUAGCACAAAAAAAUCUACGAAAUCUUCCGUUGCAUGCGCUGGACCUGAACAACUGAAGUUAGAAAUUAUUAUAGAAAACAUGAACAGCACGCUAGGCAGUCCGCGAUUCGUGAUAUCUUCCAUUCCUAAUGUUCCGAUCAUCAUUCCUCCUCUUCAAAUCGUUCUGACAUCACUCUCCUUACCACCUACACCAGCGCUUGCAAGAGAAUUCAUCACAGAUGGGAUCGAUACUUCUAUUUGGAGUGGGACCCUUUCCCCGUCAUUGCGCUGCCAAACAUGGAAUGAUGCUCAGUCCCUGAAUUGCACAAUCGAUGACAAGUGCACUUGUUCCGGGGCAGAAGCUACCGUGAUCUGCGAAUGUCCCUCAGAUGACAUCGAGACGGAAUUUCACAAACUCCCACUAAAAAUCCCUGUCAAAACAGCUUCUUGGGAACUAAUGCGCACGAGAAAUUCCUCUCUUUUUGCAAAAAUUUUGCAUAUGGUGUCAUCCGAAAUCAUCAUCACCUUUAACCAAACAAUUGACACCGCUCUCGAAAUAGUUCAAGACGAGAUAUGUACAGUGGACAAUGCUCCUUUGCAAGGGUGUUAUCACUGCACAAAAGGAGCAUAUGCGAUAGUUCGCUGCUUUUCGAAAACCCAAACCACGGGUGAGGUUCUAUGUGGACAUCAUGCGUUCGUAAUUCCAUGCGCAGCGCAAGGGCCUGAAUCCACAUUAAGAUUUCACCUCGACUCAGCACGACAAUUAUUGCAAUGCAGCAUUACAUGUGGCCUGAAUAGCAGCGAAUUUCUGCUCACUGGAGUUCUAAAAUAUGUGAAUACUCUUCAUGCUCCGCUUCUAUCACCAGUGGAAGGACAAAACAACAUUUACCGUGAAUUCCAGUGGCCCGACUUUGGACACAUCUUCGACGUCAUCUUUACAUGGUAUAAGACCUUGCUGAUAGCUCUAAUAGCGGUCGUACUAGCCCUAAUAAUAUCGUACUUAUGUCUAAAUGCCAUUGGAAUGCGCAUUCUAACAUUUGCCGUACGCACAGUGUGGGCAAUCAGCUGUUUUCCUAUGCGCACACUCUUUAUGCUACCUCUUCCUCUCCCCGAACCAGAGCGACUUUAUGAAAACAUCAUCAAACUUUGCCAUAAUUUCAACUCCUGCACUACAAGAGUGACCGAGUUGAACAACCGCAUCAACGCUCUCCGCCGAUCAAGCGACAGCUACGACAACCGUCUCCAUAACGUUGAACUGCUGGAACUCUCUGUGGAAAAUCUGCGCAUUGAGAUGACCUUCACACGAUUCCAACUCCGCACCUUAUUUACCAUUCCUGCUCUGUUGUGCGCUGCGGGAAAUACUACAAAGGAUAUAUGGGACGCAUGGAUGGAUCGGCCCCACCGCAACGAUAUGGGUCUCCCACUUCUAGUUCAACCAGAUCAGAUCGAAAUGGUGGCUACGGAUCAACUCCAACAGCUCACACACACCACCAAUCCCUCAUGGAAAUACGCCCAUAGUCACACCUUCACUCGGGCCGGAGGACAUAGCGGUGCACGACCAAGAAAGGAGGAGUCGAGUUAG
Messenger RNA from Cooperia oncophora, 1944 nucleotides. The record is from the annotation of a GenBank genome assembly. NCBI's taxonomy places the organism in Eukaryota, Metazoa, Nematoda, Chromadorea, Rhabditida, Trichostrongylidae.